AUGCUCUGGGCGCUCUGGCCAAGGUGGCUGGCAGGCAAGGGGCUGCCCCUCCUGGGGGCAGUGCUGCUGCGGAAGAGAGACAAGAGGGGACCUCAGUGGAGGCAAUGGAGGCGGGAAACCCACCCCUACUAUGACCUCCAGGUGAAGGUGCUGAGGGCCAGAAAUAUCCAGGGCACAGAUCUCUUGUCCAAAGCUGACUGCUACGUGGAACUGCGCCUGCCCACUGCGUCCCCUAGCCCUGCCCAGACAAGGAUGGUGGCUAACUGCAGUGACCCUGAGUGGAACGAGACCUUCCACUACCAGAUCCAUGGUGCUGUGAAGAAUGUCCUGGAGCUCACCCUCUGUGAUAAGGACAUCCUGGGCAGUGACCAGCUCUCCCUGCUACUCUUUGACCUGAGGAGCCUCAAGCCUGGCCAACCCUACAGACACAUCUUCCCACUCAACCACCAGGAUUCACAGGAGCUGCAGGUGGAAUUUGUUCUGGAGAACAGCCAGGUGCCUGCGUCUGAAGUCAUCACCAAUGGAGUCCUGGUGGCUCAGCCCUGUCUGAGAAUCCAGGGGACCCUCAGGGAAGACGGGACAGCCCCACAUCGAGAGUAUGGCUCUAGGCAGAUUCAGCUGACAGUGCCCGGGGCCUACGAGAAGCCACAGUUCUUGCCCCUGCAACCUCCCAUGGAGGGAGGCCUCCCAGCUACCUUCACCUUUCACGUGAACCCAGUGAUCAGCUCCAGGCUGGAUGUGGAGCUGGGGGAGAGGCUCACAGUCCUGCAAAGUGGUCCAAGUGCUGAGCUGGAGGCCCACACCAACAAGCUGGGUGAGGGGGGUAUCCUGCUCUCCUCUCUGGCCCUAGGCCAAGAGGAACAGCGCUUUGUGGCCCUAGGGGAGGGCCAGGAGGUGGUUCUGAGUAUGAAGGCAGAAAUGAGCUCUGGAGACCUUGACCUGCGUCUUGGUUUUGGCCUGUGUGAUGGGGAACGGGAGUUUCUGGACAAGAGGAAGCAGAUCGUGUCCAAGGCCCUGCAGCAGGUUCUGGGUUUGAGCCAGGCGCCUGACAGUGGCCAGGUGCCUGUGGUGGCUGUGCUAGGUUCGGGAGGUGGAACCCGAGCCAUGUCUUCCCUGUACGGAAGCCUGGCAGGGCUGCAGGAACUUGGCCUCCUGGACACUGUGACCUACCUGAGUGGGGUCUCUGGGUCUACCUGGUGCAUCUCCACACUCUACAAGGACCCAGACUGGUCCCAGGUGGCCUUGCAGGGCCCCAUUGAGCGUGCCCAGGCUCGGGUCUGCAGCAGUAAGAUGGGGGCGAUGUCCACGGAGCGCCUACAAUACUAUGCCCAGGAACUGGGGAGCCUGGAAAGCACUGGCCACAGAGUUUCCCUCAUCGACAUCUGGGGUCUCCUCAUUGAAUAUUUCCUCUACCAGGAGAAAAACCCUGCCAAGCUGUCUGACCAGCAGGAGGCCGUCAACCAGGGCCAGAAUCCUUAUCCUAUCUACGCCAGCAUCAAUGUCCACACCAACAUCAGUGGGGAAGACUUUGCAGAAUGGUGCGAGUUCACACCCUAUGAGGUCGGCUUCCCCAAGUACGGGGCUUAUGUUCCCACUGAGCUCUUUGGCUCUGAGUUCUUCAUGGGGCAUCUGCUGCAGCCCCAGCCCGAGCCCCGGAUCUGCUACCUGCAGGGUGUGUGGGGCAGCGCCUUUGCAGCCAGCCUGGAUGAGAUCUUCCUGAAGACUGCCGGCUCGGGCCUCAGCUUCCUAGACUGCCACAGAGGGAGUGUAAACAUCACAGAUGACUGCCAGAAGCUCCAGCUGCACGAUCCCACACGUCUGAGGACCAGGCUCUUCACCCGCCAGGGGCCCUUCUCCCAGGCCGUGCUGGACAUCUUUACUUCCCGCUUUACCUUCGCGGAGAACUGUAAUUUCACCAGGGGCCUCUGCCUGCACAAAGACUAUGUGGCUGGCCAGGAGUUCAUGGCCUGGAAAGAUACGCACCCUGACGCCUUCCCCAACCAGCUCACUCCCAUGCGGGACUGCCUGUGCCUGGUGGAUGGGGGCUUUGCCAUCAACUCUCCGUUCCCACUCAGCCUGCUGCCCCAGAGAGCGGUGGACCUCAUUCUGUCCUUUGACUACUCCCUGGAGGCCCCUUUCGAGGUCUUACAGAUGACAGAGAAGUACUGCCUGGACCGAGGCAUCCCCUUCCCAAGUAUCGAGGUGCUCCCCGAGGACUUGGAGGAACCCCGUGAGUGCUACCUGUUCGCCAAGGCCAAGGACCCCCGCUCUCCCAUCGUGCUGCACUUUCCCCUCGUCAACCGUACCUUCUGCACACACCUGGCCCCAGGUGUGGAGCGACAAACAGCCGAGGAGAAGGCCUACGGGGACUUUGUGGUCAAUGGGGCAGACACUCCAUAUGGCAUGAUGAACUUCACCUAUGAGCCUGAGGAGUUUGAGCGGCUGGUGGCUCUGAGUCGAUACAAUGUUCUGAACAAUGUGGAGACCUUGCGGCAUGCGCUCCAGCUCGCUCUGGAGCGAAGGCAGGCUGGGGGCAGGGCUGGAGGCUGAGUCAGGCUGGAGUCAGAGGGCUGUGAGAGGGGAGCAACUGUGGGCCCCAGACCAGGGCUUGGUAUGGGGAGGAGUGGUAGACUCUGUGGGGUUUCUUCAUACCAGGUUACAGGGACUGGCUCUAGGUCCUUCAGGCCUCAGAAAGCUCCUGAGGAACGGCAGCUUGGCUUUGGGGCUGCACCCUUCUCAUAUGUGUUUCUGGGAGACAAAGCGGGGGGAUGUCUCCCCCAGGGGCUUUGGGGAGGAGGAGGGCACAAGUGAGCAGUGCUAAUUUUACACUGGAGUAUAGAGGGAUGAGGCCACAAUCUAGCCCCAGGGCAUGGUCCAAACCCAGAAGGACCUUAGGGGGCCCAGGUCUUCAGACCCUCACCAAGACUGGAAGCUGUGAAAGCAGGUUAAGCUGAGACCAAAAGCAGAGACUCCUCCGUCUAAUCCACACUUCCUGCAAAUGGCCGGGCUCCUGGAUGCAGUGCUC
This is a messenger RNA of Prionailurus viverrinus (fishing cat), 3025 nucleotides long. It is a transcript of the gene PLA2G4F, whose product is annotated as phospholipase A2 group IVF. The transcript has 20 exons. The record is from RefSeq and is a predicted model, not a curated record. NCBI's taxonomy places the organism in Eukaryota, Metazoa, Chordata, Mammalia, Carnivora, Felidae. Gene Ontology annotation, molecular function: calcium-dependent phospholipid binding; calcium ion binding. The coding region runs from base 1 to 2550 and encodes 849 amino acids. Gene Ontology annotation, biological process: glycerophospholipid catabolic process. Gene Ontology annotation, cellular component: cytosol.